Messenger RNA from Hyalella azteca, 4150 nucleotides. Its product is annotated as nodal modulator 3. NCBI's taxonomy places the organism in Eukaryota, Metazoa, Arthropoda, Malacostraca, Amphipoda, Hyalellidae. Gene Ontology annotation, molecular function: carbohydrate binding. The record is from RefSeq and is a predicted model, not a curated record. Gene Ontology annotation, cellular component: endoplasmic reticulum membrane.
AUUCACUGCACAAGGAAGCCUGAAGUAUGAGACGGACUGUGCACCAAAUGAUGGUUAUUAUUUCAUGCCAAUUGACGGCAAAGGAAGCUUCAUUAUCAGAGUAGCUCCCCCGCCUGGCUGGAGUGUUGAGCCAGCCCAAGUUUCUGUUGAUAUUGAUGGAGCCACAGAUUUGUGCAGCCUCAAGGAAGACAUUAAUUUCUACUUCAAGGGAUUUGCUGUUCUGGGAAAGGUAUCAUCUGCGGCGGCUGCUGAUAUAGCUGGUGGUCCUGCUGGCAUCCAUGUGUCUCUCUCCAAAGAAGGAAACAUUGUUCAGAAAACCACCACAGACAAAGAUGGCGCAUUUGUCUUCACUCCUCUGGCAAUUGGAGAGUACUCAGUCUCUAUCACUCAUCCUUCCUGGAACUUCAUCUCUGAAAAGGCCUCUGUGAGCAUCAGUGACAGAAAUGGAGAAGUGCUGCCAGGAUCACUCGUGGUGCGAGGCUAUCAAGUGGAAGGCAAAGUGGAAGGUGCCGCUGUGGAGGGCGUCAGUGUCGUGAUACAUUCAAGUGAAUCCAGCCUUGUGAAGCACUACCAAACUUUCCCUCCUGGCUGCCAGAAGGGAGCACCUAGCGGUUAUCAACCACCUGCGUCACUUGGCAAUGUUUUGUGUCAUGUCACCACGGACGUGUCAGGCAAAUACUCCUUCACUGACGUGGCACCUGGCAAGUACUCUAUUACCGCUCAUCGUCACACGUCAGUGACGCGAUACGUCAUUUCACCUCCCAGCGUAGCAUUUGUGGUUCUACACGACAACGCCAAAGUGGAAAAAAGCUUCCAAGUGGAGGGCUUCAGUGUGUCAGGAGUGGUCCGCAUGGGCGGUGCUGGUGUAGCUGGCGCUGCUGUGUCUCUUGGCAGUCAUAAAGUAACUACAGCAGAGGACGGCAGUUACACCAUCCCUAGCAUCAAACCUGGCCAGUAUACAGUGACUGUAACUGCUGAGAACGUCCUGUUUGCCACCACUGCUGUGAGCCUGACCGCCUCAGAGCCGUUCCUGCCUGUCAUUUCACCAUCCCACUACAAUGUCUGCUUCAGGAUCGCGCUAGACGAAGCUUCGCACAAGACUGACGAGGCUAUCAACAAGUGGAACAUACUGGUCACCAGCAUUGACGGUGUUGCGAAAGUCGUUAAUACAGACGCUGUCGCCAAAAAGGGUUGCGUGUUUCUGUCUCCGGGCAAGUAUUCUGCUGCCGUGCAGCUAUCGCAACUGCAGCAACAAAGUGGCAUCAGGUUCGGCCCCGUUGAGCAUACAUUCACCGUGCGCGAAGGCGUUGUGCCCGAAAUGGUUUUCUCACAGUUCCUGGGAGAGAUCACAGCUACUGUCGUUUGCCUAGAAGCGUGCCCCACGAUACCGUUCCGCCUUAUUGCUGCUGACGGCUCCGAGAGAUCUGCUCCUGCUGUUGGUACCAAAAACUCGAAGAAAGUCUCUGCAACUUUCAAGGAAGUGGUACCUGGCACUUAUGAAAUUGCUGUUGAAAAAGACGAUUGGUGUUUCAAGGAAAAAACUGUCAAAGCACAACUAAACGCAGAGAACAUUGCUGUCACCUUCACUCAAUCUGGAUACCUUCUGACAGUGACUUCCUCUCAUCCCGCCACCUUAGCCUACUCUCGAAGAAGCUCUGCAGAAGCCCUUACCGGGAAGUUGGACGUACAGAAAGGUAGCACUAAGUCAUGUCUCUCUGGCCCUGGAUCCUACUCGCUAACACCUGAAAGCUGUCAUCAAUUCACCUCACCCUCAUACACGUGGACGACAUCAAGUCCAUCACUUAUUUCCUUAGUAGCGACGCGCCAUACAGUAUCAGGUGUUUUGAAGAGUUCUGAACCCGGUGCGUUCACGCUGUCAGUGACGCACUCUGAUGGAUCGCAAACAACCCUCAAGCCGAAGUCCUCUGCUGGUAACAUGUAUACCUUUGAAGAUAUGAUGAAGGAAGGAGAUCAUGUCACACUUGUGCCUCAAUCAUCUGAUGACCUUUUUCAGUAUAAUCCCAAGCAACAGUCGCUCACCGUCGGUUCCGAGUGCAUGUCUGAUGCCUAUUCGUUCAAGGCUGAGAAAGCUCUAUUUAUUCACGGCAGCGUAAAGCCUGCAGUGGCUGGCGUCAAUAUCAUUGUCUCUGCUGGCAAUGAGAAGCAUCAGUAUACUACUGACAAAACGGGCAAGUACAAAGCAGGGCCUCUUGACAAUUCUGUCUCUUACAACAUAACUGCGAGUCUCACAGGUUACACUCUCACAGCUCUAGAUGAUAAAGGAAAUUUUGAAGCAUUCAAGCUCGCCGAGGUCGUCGUAUUUAUUAAAGACGAACAGAAUAAACCUCUUUCGGGAGUUGUGGUAUCCAUGUCCGGCGGCAAGAGCUAUCGCCAGAACAGCCUCACCGCAGAUGACGGCUCCAUCACUUUUCAUUCGCUUCUACCGGGAGAGUAUUUCCUUAGGACUGCAAUGAAAGAGUACAACUUCGACCCUCCAUCAAAGAUGGUCACAGUCGAACAAGGAGCUACCAUCAACAUCAAAAUCACAGGAGUGCGCGUGGCGUACAGCGCGUUUGGCACGAGCAUGUCACUGACGGGCGUGCUGGAGCCUGACGUGGCUUUGGAGGCGCGGGGCGUUGGCGAAAAUUGUGAACAAUACUUGGAAGAAGCCGUCACCGAUGAUGCUGGUGCCUUCAGGAUACGUGGACUGCUACCCAAGUGCGAGUACGACAUCGGCCUGAAAUCUGAUGCGAGCCUCAACAAGCACAUAGAGCGGAUGUUACCGGCCAGCACCCGCGUUAAAGUGCAGAAGGAAGACAUUACGGGACUGAAGCUCGUUGUGCUGCGCCACUUCACUCAGAUGGACGUCGUGGGAUCCGUGGAAAGUCCUAAGGAGUUUCUGAGCAGCCUGAGCAUUAAAGUGUACCGCGAAGACGUUCCCGACUCGCCGGUACACACCAUCAAACUCACUGACCAGGCAUUUUUCAUGCUUCCCUCCAUGACUGCUGACGGUAAGACCUAUACAGUUAGCCUCGAGUCUAGUCUCUCGACGAUGAUGUAUUCAUACCGGACUCCCGAAGUUUCUUUCGUAGCUGAUUCGAGCUUCAAAAACGUGAAGUUACACUUCAGGCCUUCGCUCAGGAAUAUCGACGCCGAGAUGAGUCAGAACACAAUGGCCGGGCUAUUCUUUGCAAUAAUCAUUAUCGCCAUGAUGGCUAAUUACGAGAAAAUUGCGCCUGGCAUUGAUUGGGCACUGGAGAUCAUAGGCGAGAGACUGAAUAAACGCGGCAACGGAGUAUCGGGCACCAACAAUGUGAGGAGAAUGAGCUAGUCUAUUGUUAGAAUAGUUUUUAUUUUAGAAACUUAACGUGUGGUUUCAUCUACAUGAUCUACUCAAUGAUAGCGAUAAGUAUACACUUCAACAGAACAUGUGAAAGUUUGAAUAUGCCACAUUAGAAUAUGUACACUUGAGAUGUGUAGUAUCAUGGGUCUGUUUGAUCAAGUAACCCGCUUCAGGCAAAGGUGCGGAGUAGAACAACUCGGCAGGGUAUAAAUAUUGAUCUAAUAACCUGAAGAUUCUAUUAUUAUAACACAGACGAUCCCGGAUCCAUUUCAGCGUUGGUAGUUAUAGGAUUGUCCCAAAAUUUGAGAUGAAAAUGAAUUGGGCGAAUAACUUGAACUGAACUUGUUCCGAGAGACUCAAGGUAACAGGAGUUGAUUGAACUGUGAAGAACCCGGAAAAUGUCGAACAUUUGCGUCAAGCAAAACACACCGUUCGGCGGCUGAAGGCGCGAGCUUUCAUUGCUUGGCGUGCACGUGUGGUGUCAAAGCUCCGUAUCAAUUCUUCGUGCUGCCCUGGGUCUUUCACUAUUAGUUUGCUUAAACUUAAUCAUUUUCCCGUCAGACUUCCGAACACGAAUAGUAUUUCUGCCAAAGUUGAAAUAAAAUCGAUGACUCAUGUGUGUUCGGCCUUCAAUACUGUAGGAUAAAUAUACAAUAAACAUUUUUCAAGUGAUAAUCAAAUAUUGUGUACAUUGAUCCUUACAAAUUCUUCUAGCCUCAAAAGGGUCUGUAUAUGUAAGUUGUAGCUAUUGUAAUCUUUUACCAUUCUUUGGUUUUCGUAUUAAUUUAUACAAAAUCUACUUUGCCC